Messenger RNA from Rana temporaria (common frog), 1122 nucleotides. It is a transcript of the gene MAP1LC3A, whose product is annotated as microtubule associated protein 1 light chain 3 alpha. Gene Ontology annotation, cellular component: cytosol; autophagosome membrane; autophagosome. Lineage: Eukaryota; Metazoa; Chordata; Amphibia; Anura; Ranidae. Bases 192 to 554 code for a protein of 120 amino acids. Gene Ontology annotation, molecular function: ubiquitin protein ligase binding. The transcript has 4 exons. The record is from RefSeq and is a predicted model, not a curated record. Gene Ontology annotation, biological process: autophagosome assembly; cellular response to nitrogen starvation; macroautophagy.
UCCCCGGUGACGUCAUACGGUUGGGUACAUUGUCUCCGCACAGAGGGAGAUCAGAGAGUCGGAGGUUGUCACUCGGUGCUGGUCGGGGGAAUCGGGACGAGGAGAUCGGAAGGGGUACAGAAGAAGAAAGUGUUGAGCCCGAUCUGAGGAAUCGGCCGGUGUGUGAGCGGAGUCGGGGCUGCCUUCUCAGGAUGCCGUCAGAGCGGCCUUUUAAACACCGGAGGAGCUUCGCUGAAAGAUGCGCAGAAGUUCUCCAGAUCCGCGAGCAACAUCCCAAUAAAAUCCCUGUCAUCAUCGAGCGAUAUAAAGGGGAAAAACAGCUUCCUGUUUUGGACAAAACCAAAUUCUUGGUCCCGGAUCAUGUAAAUAUGAGCGAGCUGGUGAAAAUUAUCAGACGUCGACUGCAGCUGAACCCAACUCAAGCUUUCUUCCUGUUGGUGAACCAAAGGAGCAUGGUCAGCGUCUCCGCCGCCAUCUUGGACAUCUAUGAGCAGGAGAAGGACGAGGACGGCUUCCUCUACAUGGUGUACGCAUCCCAGGAAACCUUCGGCUAGUUUCACUCGUCUGAUUUUCCCCAGUGUGUGCAUUUCCACGCGUGUGCUGAUAGGAGCAUGUAUGUGAAUCUGUGCGCACUGCCAUCAAUGUUUGCACACGUUUUUUCUUCUGUAGUCCAACCAACACUCGUGUUUUUAUUUUUCCUUCAGUACUGUGCAUAGACAUUCCACAUGCCUUGGCACGCCUGCGUGUCUGAAUCAUUAUUCACCCGCAAACACUCAUUCCUACAUACACCUCCGAUGACAUAUCACACGUAUCUCCUACACUACUCACUGUACACAAUCAUUGUAAUGCUGUCACGUUAUAAUUAUAUGUAUUGCCUUCCACUGUAGGCCGCAGGAACAAUAAGUUAGGUCUCAUCUGAAACCAGGACUAUCUGUGUUGGGUAGGACAGCCAAUCGGCUGUGUUUUUUGCUUUUUUAUUUUGUGUUAUUGUUUUCAUUGUCUAACCUGUUUAAGCAUCCUAAAUGAAGGAAUACUGUUGCUAUGGGCAACACAGAUGAUUCACCUUUCAUCCAUUUUCAGAAUAAGGCCUGCAGCCAUAUUAAAGUGUAUCUCCAGCCUUAA